Molecule: messenger RNA, 492 nt
Organism: Cyphomyrmex costatus
Lineage: Eukaryota; Metazoa; Arthropoda; Insecta; Hymenoptera; Formicidae
Exons: 1
Coding region: 1-492 (163 amino acids)
Source: RefSeq, a predicted model, not a curated record
AUGGCCACAUUCUUGGCGGAGGUGGAAGCCUGCUUGAACUCGCGUCCACUUCAGGCUUUGACAGAUGAUCCGGACGACCUUGACGCGUUAACUCCUGGGCACUUCCUGAUUGGAGCUCCUCUCAUUGCCAUCCCGGAACCAUCGUUACUGGACACAUCGUCCAAUGCGCUGAGUCGCUGGCGCCUCCUGCAAAGUAUGCGAGAUCAUUUUUGGCAUCGAUGGUCUCAGGAGUACUUGCAGGGACUGACCCCACGACCUAAAUGGUGGAGGGUCGCAGGAAACUUACAAGAGGGUCAACUGUGCCUUCUGAAGAACGAAAAUACGCCUCCAUCUCGAUGGCCGCUGGCCCGGAUUACACGCCUGCAUCCAGGAGACGACGGCCAGGUACGCGAGGUGGACGUGCGGACUCCAACCAGUAGGCUGACACGACCUGUCGUGAAGAUCGUCCCCUUGCCACUGGCUAGGGAGGACCAGGCCACUUCACAAGGUUAA